CGUGUCGGUGGAGUAUCGGCCGCUGUAGACUCGGGCGCACUACUCGUAGCGGAGCGAUGGUGCUCGGAGGAGGCUGAAGUCGCCAGGGUUAGCACGGGAACACGGAGACGCACGGAGCUGAGAACUCUCAAACAACGACAGCACCGUGUUUACGUUGUGUUACCGGAGAAUAUGAGCAAGGAGGAUCCGCAAUGUCGACCCGCGUCGUUGAAGUUCACCAUCGAUAACAUCCUCAACCUAAAGUCGAGCGGCAGGGCGGCUGACGGUGGCGCGUCGAAGGCGCCGCUCGCGGCGGUGCGCCGGGAGGAGGAGUUCCCUCUGCCCGAGAACCGACUGCACGAGGCCGGACACGAGCGAGUUCACCUCACAGGUGAGGAUGCUCCAGCGGAAGACUCUCAGAAGGAUGCGGACGAAUCUCUUCAGGACGGUGGAGGCGCCAAGAAGAGCAAACCCGCCGCCAAGAAGAAGACCCGCACUAUCUUCUCCAAGCGCCAGAUCUUCCAGCUGGAGUCCACCUUCGACAUGAAGCGCUACCUGAGCAGCGCGGAGAGAGCGUGCCUGGCCAGCUCGCUACAGCUCACCGAGACUCAGGUGAAAAUCUGGUUUCAGAACCGGAGGAAUAAGUUGAAACGGCAGUUGUCCACCGAGAUGGACGGACCCAACGGGGACUUCGGCGACGGCGGGAAGGCGGUGCCCUUCCCCGGCAUGUAUAAAGAGAACAGUCUGCUGGGGCGGUGUUUGUUACCGAUGCCGUUGCCGGUGGUUUACCCCGGAGGCAGCGCGCCCUAUUUAUGCCUCUCAAACGGCACCAAAUACUUCGGUUUUUUCGAAGGGGACAUGUGACUUUCCUCACUGCCACAGCAAAAAAACUAAACUUAAAAACAAAAGAAAGAAAAACUCACCGCUUUCCGUGCACUUGGGACCACCAAAACGGACUAUAUACCCCACCCCACUUUAUCCCGGUCUCCUUUAUUAACUAUAAACUCAUAUUUUCUCUUCUUCUAUUCUUAUUUUUUUCUGAUGUGCAAUGGGAACGGUGAGAUCGGGACAUAUCCGCGGCGAGGAACGCGCUUCAAUUUCUAUGCAAAAGUUGAUGUUAUUUAUUAUAAACUGUACCUAUUUUGAUAUAACCGAACUGACCAUGUUUUAUACUCUCUAACGGUACUUUUUCGUGUGCAGCAGCAUCAGAUUGAGCAGCAGCCAUAAUUUAAUAAUUUAUGCACACUGCCAGUCGUGUUGGCUUCCUCACGUGACAGAAAAAUAAUAACCUGACAUGAACGUUUACAAUAUUAUUAUUAUUAUUAUUAUUAUUAUUAUUAUUAUUAUUAUUAUUAUUAUUAUUAUUAUUAUUAGGAUGGAUUCGUGUAUUUUGGGACAUCAGGUGAUAUGGGACCUGUAAGCUGUUUUUUUUAUUAUAAUGUUUUUUUUUUAUUAACAGUGUUAUGUCCAAGUAGAUUGAAUAAAUUCAAUAAUGAAAUAAGUAGGAAAUUUAAAAAUCCAUUCAGGGCCUGUCCCUGAGUGUCUCAUAUUACUACUAAACACACUGUCCUCUAAUAAUAAAGAAGGUGCUACUAAAGGUUCUCUAAGCAAUCUCUCACAACUCUUACAGUUCUCUCAUAUUUUAUUGUGAUUUUUUUUGUCAUUCUAUUAUGGCCUAUAAAAUCUUACAAAAAAAAGCACCUUUAUUUUUUUCACAACUAAUAAAAAGGUCUCGUAUGACCUUCUGUCCCACAGUACCUGAUCUCAUCCUACAAUUUUGCCAAAGAUUGAUCGUUUGCAUGCUUUUCUACAGCCUCAUACAGGCCUACUCCCCCACUGAGCUCAAUUAAAACCUAUUUAAAUGAAUGUAACUCUUACUCUAUUUUUUUGUUCACAGCAUGUUUUUAUGUUUUAUCAUCAGCGUUUCUUACCAGAGAAGUAGCUACCCGUUAUAGGCCUCUUCACACCUUUUAACUAAGUGUUAUUAAAAUGUCCUAUUUUACACUUGA
Messenger RNA from Astyanax mexicanus (Mexican tetra), 1988 nucleotides. It is a transcript of the gene hmx4, whose product is annotated as H6 family homeobox 4. NCBI's taxonomy places the organism in Eukaryota, Metazoa, Chordata, Actinopteri, Characiformes, Acestrorhamphidae. Gene Ontology annotation, cellular component: nucleus. Gene Ontology annotation, biological process: regulation of transcription by RNA polymerase II. The record is from RefSeq and is a predicted model, not a curated record. The transcript is spliced from 2 exons. Bases 172 to 843 code for a protein of 223 amino acids. Gene Ontology annotation, molecular function: DNA-binding transcription factor activity, RNA polymerase II-specific; RNA polymerase II transcription regulatory region sequence-specific DNA binding.